Messenger RNA from Acaulospora morrowiae, 928 nucleotides. The record is from the annotation of a GenBank genome assembly. Lineage: Eukaryota; Fungi; Glomeromycota; Glomeromycetes; Diversisporales; Acaulosporaceae.
CCAGCUAAAGUUCGAGAACCAACCUAAUGAGGAGGAAGCUAUUACUCUCAAUCCUAUGCCCGAAAUGGAACAUAGCUCAAUCCAAUCCGAGGAAUCAAAGAUUCGAGGCUUUGCCUCAUCACGAAUAACCUUUCCAUCUAUCGAAAACCACUCCGAUAAAGAAACUUCAAUACAUUGUGAAAUAAAUGAUUCUGAUAUAUACCAAACUAUUUGCACGGAGCCUGUUGCAGAGCAACGCCAUUACCAUGGCAAAUCAUUGGAAGAUAUAGAGAUCGAUGAAUUCCUAGAUUCAGAGGAUAAGAAAAGGGUUAGUAAUAUGAUGAGAGAGAGAAAUCGGGAAAAAAAACUUCAGUGCGAAUCACCUAGCCAGGAGGCACACUCGAUUUCCCAGAAUACUGCAUCUACUACUUCCCGUGAGCGGAAAAACGAACAGGGCUUGAUUCGAGAAAUGAUUUUAUCUAAAGAAAAAAAGCAUGUGACUGAAAUUUCAGCGAACUUGGUUCGCCCAAAUAAUGAGACUUCAAUAACUCCAUCUAUUCCAGCCGUGUCCCAGUUGUCACCAAAUAAUGAGACUUCAAUAACUCCAUCUAUUCCAGCCGUGUCCCAGUUGUCACCAGAUAAUAGAGAUAUUAUUAGUCUAUAUAAAAAUGCAUGUGAUGCGGAAAUUGGUGCGAUCGAAGCAAAUAGAGAAGAAACAUUGCGUUGGUGUUUCUAUGCUAGAGAAUUCAAAAGCAUGUAUAAAGAUUUUAUGGUCAGCAAUAAAGUUGGGGAAAAGAAGGCGAAAGGUCAAGUAUAUGAUUUUAUCAUCAAACAGCUACCCGACAAUUCUUCAGAUGAUUUACCUGAAGCUGAGGUAAGUAUAUCUAUUGAUCAAGAUUCGAAAUUACCAGAAGCUUCGGUAAAUGCAUCUACUGGAACUGAGCAUUAG